GUUUGGUAGACGUGUCACGACCAAGUCGCUUCCCUUAAUAAUAUUCCAGUGCAUUGAGUGGAGUUGUGUGCUGGGCGGAGACGCUGUUGGUUGAGUGCGCUGGUGAAUUCUCCGCUGCCGGUACACCGUUCACUAUGCACUCCGCACUGGCCGUGGGCCUGGUAUUUGCCGGCUGCUGCAGCAAUGUGGUGUUUUUAGAACUUUUAUCCAGGAAAUUUCCUGGAUGUGGAAACAUUGUGACGUUUGCCCAGUUCCUGUUCAUAGCUGUAGAAGGUUUCAUCUUCCAUGCAGACUUUGGCAGGAGAAAGCGAGCUGUCCCAUUAAGGUAUUACAUCAUUAUGGUAACCAUGUUUUUUACAGUGAGUGUGGUGAAUAAUUAUGCACUCAAUCUCAAUAUCUCCAUGCCACUUCACAUGAUAUUUAGAUCGGGAUCUUUGAUAGCAAACAUGGUGUUGGGAAUAAUUAUACUUAAAAAGAGGUACAGCAUUUCCAAGUAUUUGUCUAUUGCUCUGGUUUCUGUGGGGAUCUUUAUUUGCACAUUGAUGUCUGCACAGCAAGUGGCAUCACAUCAACCCUCCCCUGAAGAAGAUGGAUUUGCAGUUUUCCUAUGGUGGCUUAUAGGUAUUGCAGCUCUGACCUUUGCCCUCAUAGUGUCAGCCAGAAUGGGAAUCUUUCAGGAAACCCUGUACAAAGAAUAUGGGAAGCACCCCAAAGAGGCAUUAUUCUACAAUCAUGCUUUGCCACUGCCAGGAUUCCUGCUACUUGCUCCUGAUAUAUAUUACCACGCAGGCAUGUUCACUCAGAGUGAGCCAUACCACGUGCCCGUGCUAGGAAUACAGAUGCCGAUCUUGUGGUUUUAUCUGCUAAUGAAUGUCAUCACCCAUUAUCCUUUUUAACAGUAUGUGUGCAUUCGGGGUGUGUUUAUCCUAACCACUGAGUGCCCUUCUCUCACAGUAACCCUGGUUGUCACACUUCGCAAGUUCCUUAGCCUCAUUAUUUCCAUUUUGUACUUUAAUAAUCCUUUUACCACUUGGCACUGGAUUGGCACUUUUAUAGUUUUUCUGGGGACUCUGUUGUACACUGAAGUGUGGACUUCUCCAAGCAAAGAUAAGAAGGACACAAAGAAGGAAUAACUUUUUCCAACUCCAGUGUAUGUGCGAAUAAGUAUAACAUCUUAUAUUUGCCCUUCAGUUUGAUACAAGAUGAAGAACUCUGAGCCUAAAUGUUUUUUUGUUGUUUUUAUUUUUAUUUUUUUAAUAAUGAUGCCAGAGGUAUUUUCAAAUUACAUGUCAUGAUAGGUGAACCUGUUGUCCGUAUUUUAAGUUGAACUAAAUAGUCCCCAAAUACAUCACAUAUUUGAGACAUAUAUUAUUCAAUGUAUUCAAUGUAAAAUAUUUAGAUAUGUUCACCUUACCUCUGUUCCAAUGCUUCUCCUGCUCUCUCCUUUUACUCACUCUGCAUGCAGGGCAAACUUCCUCUGUGAUGCCAACACGGUUUCAUUUGCCAGCAUGCCGACAUCUAAAAGGAGUGAUAUUAGCUACUGUUUCUAUAUUCUCUAGUCAGCACUGGCAGCAUUGGCUAGAGAGCUGCCAUAGCAACCACAGCACAUGCUCUGUGGUUGCUAUGUAGGAGAACAGACUGACUACCAGUGGGGAGGUCUUUUCUGCUCUCCUUUGUCAGUAUGUUCUUUUGCAUAUAGUCUUUGCCAAAGAACUGAUUGACAGGUUGGAGAAAAAACGGUAUUUUAAAUACAUUUGCUAGCACAAUUUAUAGAUUAAUUGUUUUGUUCUUUUAAAAUAGCAUAACUUUUACCUGGCAAAUCAGGUACCAUUUAUGCAAUGAACGCAUACGUUCUAUUUCAUUGCAUAAGGAGCUUUUAAUCCAAUGUUACUUCUCUCUUGUGUUGUUUAGCCACCGUAAUGCUGGAUUGAUGGGGUUACGCUAGUGUAACACACGCCAAUUGCCUGUUACUCUUUUAAGCCUAAGAGCUCCUCCCUUGUCAUUCCAACUCUCUGGCUUCAUUGCCAGUGCUGUGGUGUGUAAUUUCAGUCACACUUGUCGUGCAUUUCUCCGGCAAGCUGUAAGAUGCUAGUAAGUUGUAAAUGACAGGGAUAAUUUCAGCAGUCACAAGGUAUGUACUGUAUUUGCUCUGAAGGAGAGCAGGAAAGCUGCUUGGAUGAGGAGGCGGCUUCUCCGGUUCUUCCCCUGCCAGUUAAUUAUUGGCAUACUCCUGUAUGGUGCAAAUUAACAGUUGACGGUAUUUUUUUUUGUAUUAUUUUUCUAUAAAAUCUAUACUUUUGCUAGAAAAAUGUAUAGGUGAAAUAUAAUACUAGAUGAAUUAUAGGUAUAGAAUUUAUAGAAGUAUGCAAACUGAAAAUACUCAGGGAUAAUAUACAUGUAAUAAGACUUAAAGAGGCUAUGAAAAAAAACUCUUACUGGAUGAUUAACCUUGUGAAACAGAACUGUGCUAUAGUGACCGCAUCCCAGGUUUAAUCAUUGACAAAAAAAGUGCUCUGCUGCCUAUGAUAGAUAUUAUGCAUUGAUUAAAUACUAAUUUCUGAUUAAAAUUAGUAUAUGAUCAUCCUAAACCUACACCUCCCCAAAAUGCACUGGUGAUAUACUUGGUUUCUAAAAUGUGAUUUAAUGAUUUAUUUUUUAAUGAUUUCAUAGUUUGGGGAAGUAGGGCAGGUGUUUAUGAUAUUUAAAAAUGUAAUUAGUAAUUUUUGUUAUUCUUUAGCCAUUAUGACAUACUGCAUGUUAAAAAAUAUCCAUCAGUAGCACAUACAGAAAUCUGUGGGGUUGAAGGGAAAAAGAUAAAAUCAAUGCUUUUCUCUAGGGCAAUUUUC
Pelobates fuscus (common spadefoot toad) is the source of this 2846-nucleotide messenger RNA. It is a transcript of the gene SLC35B4, whose product is annotated as solute carrier family 35 member B4. Gene Ontology annotation, cellular component: endoplasmic reticulum membrane; Golgi membrane. Gene Ontology annotation, molecular function: UDP-N-acetylglucosamine transmembrane transporter activity; UDP-xylose transmembrane transporter activity. NCBI's taxonomy places the organism in Eukaryota, Metazoa, Chordata, Amphibia, Anura, Pelobatidae. The record is from RefSeq and is a predicted model, not a curated record. The transcript has 10 exons. Gene Ontology annotation, biological process: transmembrane transport.